This is a messenger RNA of Perca fluviatilis (European perch), 3654 nucleotides long. RefSeq names its product arf-GAP with dual PH domain-containing protein 2-like. Gene Ontology annotation, cellular component: intracellular membrane-bounded organelle; plasma membrane. The transcript is spliced from 11 exons. NCBI's taxonomy places the organism in Eukaryota, Metazoa, Chordata, Actinopteri, Perciformes, Percidae. The coding region runs from base 1948 to 3087 and encodes 379 amino acids. Gene Ontology annotation, biological process: positive regulation of GTPase activity. Gene Ontology annotation, molecular function: phosphatidylinositol bisphosphate binding; GTPase activator activity. The record is from RefSeq and is a predicted model, not a curated record.
UAUGUAAAAAAAUAUAAUUAAUUAAUAUAUCAUUUGAUGAUACUAUUCCAUAUUUAUCCUUUUAAUCCAAAACAUUUUAGUUUAUAAAAUAUGUUAAAUUGAUAUUGACUUAACUACCCAACCAUAAAGUAGUUCUUCCACCUCCACCAGCUAUAUAAUAUGAAAAUAUUGCUUACACAGAAGUCUCACAUUGCCAGACCUUCCUCCACAGCGCUGCGGAGGACUUACACAGUAAUGCACCACUAAUUAGAGGGACCAUUAGGCUGCAUAAUAAUUACUUUUAAUACUCUAAAUUUAUUUAGAUGAUAAUACUUACGCUACAUACCUUACCUAAGUAAGAUUUUGAAUGGAUGACGUUUACAUUGUGGUAUGUACUUUUAUUUAAAAGAUCUGAACAUUUCUUUCAUUCCUGCAACAUAAGGGGGACCGGGGUUGGUUGUCACACUGCUUAUUACAGCUACACUAGAGUCCACUUUGACAAUUUAUUUGAUAUUAAACAGUUGUGAGAAGUUGUGAAAAUUAAAGGGAUACUGAUUUCAAGGCAAGACCUUAAUGCUAAUUGGUGAAGUAUCCCUUUCAUUUAAUGUAGGAAUGACUAUUGAAAGAUUUUAAUGAUGAGCAAUUUACGCACAAGUAAAAAGUGUGAUAACCAACCCUGGUGUCCCCUACACCCUUCAAAAUGACCAUCAUUUUAAGUCAACACCCUGUGAAACAGUGUCAAAAACAUUCAUGGAGGUGGUUUUUUGUUUGUUUUGCAGGGCUGUUUAGACUGUAUUAGUACCUACCCUCUGAAAAUAAACUGGCAGUGUGUCUAUUAGCUUGCUUUACAGUUCGCUUGCCCCGAGCAGGUACCAUGUAAUGGAAAAACGCCAUAAUACACCAAUGCAGCUUAAAUUUAGAUUUAAAUACACCAAUCUUUCAGCCAUCUGUAUUGACCUUAUGCAUUAUAGCAACAAGAAAGUGCUCAGACUCCAUUAUUUUGUCUUUUACACAGUGGGAAUGUGUUGCAUUAUUAAGUCAGGCCAUAUGACCUCUACAGAGUUGUGUUUGUGUGUUCCAAACUUUGAAAAAAAAAGUUGUGAACUUAUCAGGAACAGCCAGCAAUAGCAACCAAAACCUGAAGUGGAACAAACAAUAAAUAUAUACACAGACACACACACACACACACACACACACACACACACACACACAUACACAUGUGUGUUCAUUUAGUCUGGCUGAUAAUACCUCUGCUCAGGUUACUAAAAAAAGGGAAAAGUAUUAUUUGUCCUGCUUUAAUAAGGGGGAAAACUGAACAGGAGAGUCAGGAAGGUGUCAGUCAAGCAGAGUCAUGUCCUGAGAAGAGUUCUAAUUAAGCAUAAUUGUAAACAAUAAGUGGGUGGACCAAAAUCUGUAGAGCCUUUAAAACGUUAUGUACUUAAAUAAGUAAAUUAUUACAGGUUGUGAAGAGUGGUUGUUUAAUGCUUCAAUGUAUUUAUCUACAAAGCCUCCUAUAAGAUACAUUUUUUAUGUCUAUCCUGCAUUUUAAUUAAUUGCAAAAUAUUCUUAAAUGAACAAACCUUUAUUUUAGAUAUUUACACUGUACCUGUCCUAACAUGACAACACCUCACACACACACCAGUCAAACUUACAGUUAUGAGCUACACACAAUUCUAUAACUUUCAUAGUGUAGGUCACUCUGUUACACUGUGACGUCUGUUUCACUUCCUUUCUCUGUUAUUUCUGGUCCUCUGCGUUUGUGUGCAGAACAAUAAACUUCAUGAUGCUGUGCUGGUAAGAGGAAAUGCGGUGCCCCUGGCCAGUGAGAAGAAAUUCAGUUCUUACACCUGCUACAGAGCAGAGCAGCUCUGUACCAUUCAAUGUGUGGCAUGAGUAUGGAGUUAAUACCCAGUAGCUCUGUUGUUGGGUUACAACUGUCAAUCUGACUGAAGCAAACUACCUUCCCCUAUGGCCAGUCUGGAGAGAAACAACAAAAUCCUACUUGAUUUGGUGCAACAGCCAGGUAACAACUUGUGUGCUGACUGUGGAGCUCCUGAGCCUGACUGGGCCUCCUACACUCUUGGUGUCUUUGUGUGCCUGAACUGCUCGGGGUUGCAUCGUAAUUUACCUGCUGUCAGCAAAGUGAAAUCCAUACGUCUGGAUUUAUGGGAUGAUUCACUAGUAGAGUUUAUGCGGAAGUGGGGAAAUUCUGCAGCCAAAGCCAUUUAUGAAAAGUGUGUCCCUGCCUUCUUCUACCAGCCGCAACAGAAAGACUGCAUUGUUCUUAAGGAUCAGUGGAUCCGUGCAAAGUAUGAAAGGAGAGAGUUCACAGGAGAAAACAAUUUUCAGCAAGCUUAUUGCUCAGACUGGUUUGAGUCAACACUAUGGAAGAAGGGGAAAGACAACAAGCAGUUUUUAAAGAGGAUCUUCCUGUUGUCCCGGAAAGACUUCACCCUCAGAUACUUUAUUAAAGAGGAUUCCAAGCUUCCCAAAGCUGUCAUCUCCAUGAAGGACCUGAAUGCAGUUUUCCAGCCGGAGAAGAUCAGUCACGCCCACGGUCUGCAGAUCUCUUACAUGCAUGACAAACGCACAAGGAAUCUGUUUGUUUAUCACGAGAAAGGACAGGUAAUUGUAUCCUUGUUCAAUGCUAUUCGAGCAACACGCUUGGCAUACCUCCUGAAGAAACAUCCCACUCUUCGAGAUAAUGACUUAAUAUCUCAACUAACGGUAAAUUGCCUGAAGGAGGGGUACAUGGAGAAAACUGGCCCAACGCAUCGGGAGCCAUUCAAGAAGAGGUGGUUCACACUGUGCUCAAUGAACAGAAAGCUUCUGUAUUUUAAAAGUCCACUGGAUGCUACAGAGCAGGGUUCUGUCUUCAUUGGCACAGAGAGCCACAGCUACUCUGCUUCAGAGAGCAGCAGGCAGAGCUUGAGGGGAAACCGAUGGCGCUGUGGCAUCACGCUGGAAACUCCGGAAAGGCAGUUUUUGUUUAUGUGUGAGCAGGAGCAGGAGCAGAAGGAGUGGCUGGAGGCCUUCAGAAAGGUCAUAUCUCAACCCAUGACCCCAGAGGAUUACGCUAAUGAAGCCAGCAUGAGAAGGGGAAAGUGACUGGAGCAGUUCGACCCGUUGGUUUGCAGGAGUUCAGGAUGCAGUAAGAAUCGUUUUGGGACAUGACAGACUCAAAGCCUCUUCUUCCAAAAGAUGCUCCUGAAGCUGUCAGAGGAUAAAGAAACAUGGUGACAAACUCUCUAUUACUGGUGGAACUGCUCGACACCACAGACAAAUGAUCAACUUCAACACUUUUGCACGGACUAAAGUGUCUGUGAUUACACCUUGGCACCUUGGAGAAGUUACUGUCACAGCUGGGACGUUGCUGCACAUCAGAAGCUUGAUUGCAUUGUCUUUGCCACUAUGACAUUGCAUCAAAGAACUCUUUGCAAUACAUUAUAAUUACACUGGAACCAAAUAUUGUAUUAAUUAAAAAUAAGAAUAAGAGAAUAACAUUGUAUGUAUAAUUUGCAAUUGUUCUGUAGUUAUUUUGUAUUUUAUGUUUCACUCAAUUUGCACAUUUUGAAAGGAUUAGGUUAAUUUUUUCACACUGUUUAAUUUGAGCUGUCUACAUAGUUGUGUGAAACUGAAAGCUCUUCAUAAUUUUAAUAAAAUGUAUAAACAAUU